AUGAGUGUUAACCCGAGCUCGGAGCCUGCCUUGAUCAGCAAGAAGGGAAAGACGGCCAAGGUAUAUACCUUGAGACAGCUUUGUUCCCAACGCUUUCACAUGGAGCAGCCUGAUCUGGUACACACUCCAACGAAACUCUUCGACCGCGGCGACAAAUUGGGUGGCUCCUCGGAGUUUUUUCCUGGCGGUUUCUUGAGUCCGAAGUCCACCGAGACCCUGGAAGGCUGGCUCCAGGAAGCAUUCCGCGAGCAGCAGAUCGCAGUAGCACAGGCGCUACAGGUCCGGCAGCAGUGGAUGAUGCAACAACUUCUCGGCAAGCUGGAUGUCGUCAGCCCCACAAACAGAAGCAGCUCUGGAACCGACGCAACACCACUUCGGGUGCCGGCGGCACAGGUCUCAACUCGAUUGAACAGCAGAGGAAGCAGCAGAGAGCGUGGCAUGGACUCAGUAGAGCCACAGGCUCCUCCAUUGCCUCCAUUCCCACCGCUGCCGAAUCAGCUGCCCAACCACCUCUCAGAGUCAGAUCCUGUGCAAGGCGCCAAGACCGAGAUCAUGAGCCUCGAGAUCCCCCGAGCUGCUGGUCGCAACAGGCCGGGUGCAAAGCCGGACGUAUUGAAACUCGACGACGACGAUGAAGAUCUGGUAGCCACUGAGGCUUCGAAGGAGUCUAUCGGAAAUUCCGGAUACAGUGGCAGCAAGUCGCCAACCGUGAGCGGCCGGCCGAGCCAAAGCAUGGGUGCAAGCCGUGCUGACGGAGCGAAGCUCUUCCGGAGAGCUGAUGACUUCUUGGAUCAACUCAAAAUGCCUUUUUGGCAUCCAGGACGGAUCGUGAAAGCCACGCAAUUUGAUGCCUUCAUUUGCGCGGUCAUCAUGCUGAAUACAUUGGUGAUGGCCUUCGAAUCCCAAUAUCUUGGUCUCCAAAGAGGCUAUGACCUGGGCUAUCCGCGCUUCACUCUGCCAGCCAGCGAAGAGUGGCCUCUCGCAGAUCUCGGCUUUUUCAUGUUGGAUUGGGUUUUCGGUGUGAUCUACUUCCUAGAGAUCAUCAUCAAGAUCUUCGGCCUGAAAUGCGGAUUUAUCAAGGACCCAUGGAAUUGGUUUGACUCGUCCUUGGUCAUGUUUUGGCUGGUGGAGAAGACCUUGAGCGCGUACGCACAGCUGGAUCAGGGCCUUCUCAGAGUGCUCCGAAUGGGGCGAGUGCUGCGUCUCUUGAGGCUGGUAAAAACUAUUCAAGGCUUUGAUGCCUUGUACAUCAUGACGACAGCCAUGCAAGGAAGCGUCACAGUGCUUUUUUGGUCAUUUGUGCUGCUGAUGGUGGUGCAGACUCUCAUAGCAUUUACCCUUAAUCAAGCGUUGGACAGCUACUUCAAAGACAAGACGAAGCCUGUGAACGAGCAGCACCAGGUCUUUGAAUACUUCGGAACUGCGGGGCGUGCGAUGUUCACCAUGUUUGAACUCACCCUGGCGAAUUGGCCGACGGCAGCACGCAUCUUGCAGGAGAACGUAACAGAGUACUACGGCAUCUUCUCCGUUGCCUAUAAGCUCAUCAUCGGCUUUGCGGCGGUUGGCAUCAUCAAUGCCGUGUUUAUGCAGGAAACGUUUAAAGUGGCCGCCUCCGAUGACAAGCUCAUGAUGCGCCAGAAGGACCGAGACCGAAUGCUGCAUACAAAAAAGAUGCGGACCUUGUUUGCAGCUGCGGACGAAUCUGGUGACGGCGUGUUGGACCAAGAUGAGUUCAGAGAGAUCAUGAACAACCCGGACAUCAGGAUGUGGUUGGCAGCACAAGAGCUGCCAGUUCGAGAUCCAGACGUUCUGUGGAGGCUGCUUGACGAUGGAGACGCAGAAUUAACUGCUGACGAGUUGGUCGCAGGAGUCGACAGGCUGAAGGGCACUGCCAAAGGCAUUGACCUUGCUGCUUUUAUGAUGGAGACGCGUGAGUUUCAGAUAAAGAUCUGCGAGAAACUUGGGAUUGAGAUGGAAAAGGAAGAGGAAGAGGAGGACGACGAUGAUUGA
This is a messenger RNA of Symbiodinium necroappetens, 2010 nucleotides long. The record is from the annotation of a GenBank genome assembly. NCBI's taxonomy places the organism in Eukaryota, Dinophyceae, Suessiales, Symbiodiniaceae.